AUGGUUGAUGUUACUGCCACACCUGAAGUUACCCCACAUACGUCAUCAUCCAUCACCAGCAGUGGUGGUGAAAAUGAAAAACGACAUCAUACCGUAAUGACACUUGCUCAUGCUGAGUUUACUCGUAACAAUAAUAAUACUUUGAAUUCUCAACAUCCACGUAUAAUAGACUUGACACCUUUACCUGGUGAAGAGAACAAACAGAUAUUCUACCCUGUCGACAUCGAUUCUCUUGGGGAUCAUCAUCAAGCCAUUGAUCAAGAAGCAGAUACGAAUAAACCAUUACCUAUCCCACCACAGACACAGUCUCAAUCACGCGACGAUAUGUCUUCUGCUCCUAACGGACAUGGUCAUGGGAAUUCUGAUUUCCCAGAAUUACCACCCGCACCACCUUCAAGGACGUUUGGACAAGGUUAUUCAGCUAGUAAUCCAGUACCAACAGUUCAAUCUUACAAAGCCGAUCAAAAACAACACGAAGAAGAAUCUAGAGCGUACGCUGAAUUAGUUGAAAAACGUAGAAGGGAAGCAGAAGAAAGAGAAUACAACGCUAAUCAACAACAGUCAGAUACAUCGGAUGGAAGAGGUGUCGUUCCACCUCCGACUGCAAACUAUACUGUAAGAGAUGAUCAAGAUAAUAUUGAUAGUCAUAAAAAUGGUGAAAAAUUCCCAGGUGAAAGUAAACAGCCUAUUGCUGCGGGAAAAGAUGAAGAAACGAACGUAAUCAAAACUCAAAAAGAUAAGAAAAAUGACGUUCAAGCUAGUACUGGUGCAAAUGAGAAGUCUAGAUUAAUGGAACAAAUGAAUUCCAACCAGGUCAAACCAACCGACAGAAUCAGAAAAGCUGAAAAGGGUCAAAGAAGAGUCAGAGAUCCCGUCACCGGUGCUGAAAUCAUCGUUAAAGACGCUGACCCCAAAGACUUCGAUUCUGCCACUCCAACUACUCAAGGAUCCAAUAUUUUGUAUCACGCUUUCCCACCUCCUAGUCCUAUAUCUGUCGAGGGAAUUUUGAGCAAACUCAAGAUGCUUCAACUCGUAGCGGGUGGAAGUAUGUUCUUGAUCUGGAUCAGUGUCGCCUUCGGUAGUGGUUUGGUCAAAUUGGUCUGGAGAUCAAUCUUAUGCUCUGUGGUCGGCUUCGUACUUAUGACAGGAAUCAGUCUUGUUGAAAGAGGUCUUGAGAAGGAAGUCGAAAGAGUCAGACAAGAUAUGGGUAGACAAAGAGGAGAAGCUUUCUCUCCUCCUUUCCCCGAAAGUGUAGAAUGGUUAAAUGGUUUAGUGAAAUUGAUUUGGGGUUUAGUCGACCCCUCAUUGUUUAUCUCUGUCGCUGAUAUGGUGGAGGAUAUCCUCCAACAAUCCCUCCCUGGUUUCGUUGACGCUGUUCGAAUUACAGAUCUUGGUCAAGGUACAAACCCUCUUCGAAUCACUUCUAUCAGAGCUUUACCUGACCAACCUGGAGAUGAGGGGUAUCCCAAGUCUGGUUGGAUCAACCAAGGCAAUGAGAACAUAAACUCCAAGGACACUGCUGGAAAGGAUAUUACUGAAGAUGAAGCUGGUGACUACUAUAACUUUGAAGUCGCUUUCUCAUACGCUGCUUUGCCUGGGCAAGGUGCUCAGCUCCGAGCCAAAAACAUACACUUGCUUAUCGAAUUUUUCCUUGGCUUGUACGAUUGGCUUCAUAUUCCCAUCCCGAUCUGGAUUCAGGUUGAGCAAAUUUUCGGUGUAGUUCGUCUCCGAGUCCAGUUCAUUCCCGAGCCUCCUUUCGUUCGAAACCUCACCUUCGCAUUAUGUGGAGUUCCUUCGGUUGAAGUCUCAGCGGUUCCUAUGUCAUCAAAACUUCCUAAUGUCCUGGACCUGCCUUUCAUUUCUUCCUUUGUCAAGAUGGGUAUUGCAGCUGGAACUGCUGAAUUAGCUGUACCCAAAUCCAUGACUAUCAACAUUCAAGAACUUCUGUCCGGAGCUGCGGUUGGCGAUACAAGAGCCAUCGGUGUGUUCGUCGUUACUAUCCACCACUGUGAAGAAUUGUCUGCUCAAGACAACAAUGGUUCAUCGGAUCCUUACGUUGUUCUCGCUUACGCCAAAUUCGGUAAACCAAUUUACUCUACUCGAAUCAUCCUUGGCGAUCUCAACCCCGUAUACGAGGAGACUUGCGUCCUUCUCUUGACCAUGGAUGAGGUCAAAGCAAAAGAGGAUUUGGCCGUCAUGUUAUGGGACAGUGAUAAGAUGAGUGCUGACGAUCUCGUCGGCCGAGUCCAAGUACCCGUUGAAGAGCUUAUGUUGGAGCCAAACGUCAUGAAACGACGAGAGAAUUCCCUUACUGGGUUCGAGGAUGCUAACGACAUGCCUGGUAAACUCGUUUGGUCUAUUGGUUAUUUCGAGAAAGCUCCUCUCAUCAAGGACCUUGAACGAGGCCCAACGGUCGAAGAAGCUAAGGCUGCCCCUGAACCCUCCAAGACUGCGCCCGAAAUGGAAAUGAUGCCAGCAGAUGCUGCUCCUAACCCUGCUAAGAAGGAUCUCCCCCCACCUGCACCCGAUGUUCAAAAAACCAAACCCGAUCCCAAAUGGCCUUCUGGUGUCCUCUCUAUCAUUUUACACCAAAUCAACAAUCUCGAACGACAAAACCUCGAAGGAGCUUCUGGUGACCGAGAAGGUGAAGCUGGACAAGAUACCGAGGAGCCUUCUGAGCAAUCUGAUAACCUUCCUUCCGGUUAUGGUGAAUUCCUCGUUAACGAUGAUAUGGUAUACAAGACUCGGGUCAAGCAAUACACAACCAACCCUUACUUCGAAGCCGGUACUGAGCUUUUCGUAAGAGACUGGGAGAACACAGUGGUCAGAGUCGUCAUCCGUGACAGUAGAUUGAGAGAAGCGGACCCCAUCUUGGGUAUUGUCUCUGUCAGAUUGUCAGAAGUAUUCGCAGAAGCUAGUAGUGUUACACAGACCUACGCCUUGACUGAAGGUGUGGGAUUCGGAAAGGCAAACAUCUCAUUCGCUUUCCGAGGUAUGCAAACUACUCUUCCCAAAAACUUGCGGGGUUGGGAUACUGGUACAUUGGAAGUAUCAAACGUCUCAGCCACCAUCCACGACACAAACGCACUCGAAGCUAAAGCAGCAAGAUUACGAGUUGUUACGUCUGAGAAAGUUGAAACAUUGCCUAAAAAGGAUGCUGAAGUCAACGGCAAUUCUUUAUCAUGGGAUUUGGAUUUGAUACGACUACCAGUUUAUUCAAGAUAUCAAUCUUCGGUCGUUUUCGAAAUAGGUAAAGGUGGAGGAGCACUCAAGAGUCUUGGUGUAGGGGUUAAACCUGAUGCCAUUGCUGUUCUAUGGAUGCAAGAUUUGACUGAUGAUGUGGAACAAGAAAUCAGAAUCCCAAUCUUGACAGGUCCAGACAUUCAAAAUUUGAGACAGAACGCUAUAAAUGAUCAAACUAUGAAAUUCCAUGAAUUCAAGAUUGUAGGUGAAUUAACAGCUAGAUUGAAGUUGGAUAGUGGGUUAGACGAAGACCAUGAGACAAUUGAACAAGGUCAAUCCAGACGACAUGCCCUUGAAGCUCAUGACCAUAUCGAGGGAGAAGCUGAAAUCGCCAGAAAACAAGCUACGUUCGAUGAUGAUGGAGUGAUCGAUAAACAAGAACAGAAACAAAUCGAUCGUGCUCAUAAGAGACAACUUGAAUCUAGAGGUAGAGGAAUGGCACAGAUCAAAGCUUACAGAUCAGCCAAAUGGAUGAUGAGGGGAGUGAAAGAUAGAUUACCAGGUCAGAAGAAGACUAGGGAACCUACCGUACAAACUGAGGCAUAG
Kwoniella shivajii is the source of this 3789-nucleotide messenger RNA. RefSeq lists its product as uncharacterized. The record is from RefSeq and is a predicted model, not a curated record. NCBI's taxonomy places the organism in Eukaryota, Fungi, Basidiomycota, Tremellomycetes, Tremellales, Cryptococcaceae. Gene Ontology annotation, molecular function: lipid binding. Bases 1 to 3789 code for a protein of 1262 amino acids. The transcript has 12 exons.